UCCUGUCCAGCGGCGUCCUGCGCGUCCGUCCCCAGGUCUAGUGCAGCCCAGCGAGCCUUCUGUCCUCAACAUGGCCAACAAAGGCCCCUCGUACGGCAUGAGCCGUGAAGUGCAGUCCAAGAUCGAGAAGAAGUAUGACGAAGAGCUGGAGUCGAGGCUGGUGGAGUGGGUGCUGGCGCAAUGUGGCCCUGAGGUGGGCCGCCCUGAACGUGGCCGCCAAGGCUUCCAGGUCUGGCUGAAGAACGGUGUGAUCCUGAGCAAGUUGGUCAACAGCCUGUACCCCGACGGUGCAAAGCCCGUAAAAGUGCCCGAGAAGCCUCCAUCCAUGGUCUUCAAGCAGAUGGAGCAGGUGGCGCAGUUCCUGAAGGCUGCCGAGGACUACGGGGUCACCAAGACUGACAUAUUCCAGACGGUCGACCUCUAUGAAGGCAAAGACAUGGCCUCCGUGCAGAAGACUCUGAUGGCAUUGGGCAGCCUGGCUGUGACCAAGAAUGAUGGGCACUACCGUGGGGACCCCAACUGGUUUAUGAAGAAGGCGCAGGAGCACAAAAGGGAGUUCACACAGAGCCAACUGCAGGAGGGCAAGCACGUCAUCGGCCUGCAGAUGGGCAGCAACAGGGGCGCCUCACAGGCCGGCAUGACAGGGUACGGCCGGCCUCGCCAAAUCAUCAGUUAGAGCUGAGCUCGAGCCUGAGCCUGGCCGCCCCUCCACUCGUGCCUCACCCACACCCAGAACCUCCUGCAACCAACCUCAGCUGUGGCCAAGCUUGAGGCUCCUCACCGAGCGAAGGUGACAAGCACACCUGGGCAGCAUCUGCAUCUGCCUCAGCCUGACUCCCCCAAGCACUGUCCCCCGCCUCCUCCCGGCUCCUCCCUCCUGCUGUCUCCCUCCUGGGCUCAGGGUGGGGACAGGGGCUGUGGCAGAGGGUGGGAGCAAGCCCACUGCCUUUGCUGGAAAGAGACCCAACUGACCUCCCCCCCUCUUAUUUCUGGAAUAUUUGUUUUGGGGGGGCUUGACAUUCAAAUGAGAAAAGAAAUAUAGAUUCAAUUGUUUCUCAGA
This is a messenger RNA of Suncus etruscus (white-toothed pygmy shrew), 1060 nucleotides long. RefSeq names its product transgelin (gene TAGLN). The record is from RefSeq and is a predicted model, not a curated record. The transcript has 5 exons. Gene Ontology annotation, molecular function: protein binding. The coding region runs from base 71 to 676 and encodes 201 amino acids. Lineage: Eukaryota; Metazoa; Chordata; Mammalia; Eulipotyphla; Soricidae.